AUGUCUUCCAAAGCCUUACUCGUCAACGCGCUAUUUGUAUCUGUGGCUCAUCUUGCUUUUGGACGUGUACAUUACCCUCCUAAUGCGACAAAUAUCAACGAUUUCGAGGUCGCGCUAAACGGGACUGGAGCCCCCGGUAUAUUUAACUCCUCCACGACACCAGACGAUGUUUACGGCGAGUAUAAUUGGUGCAACAUGCCUCAUGUUCGCUCGAAGGAGUACAAAACUCCUUCCAAAGAGUUCACUCUGCAGUAUGUGGAAGUCAUUCAUAGACAUCAUAAACGAACUCCUUACGCUAGUAACACGUUCUUCGAGGAGACUAUUCCUUGGAGUUGUGACGGAGAGGGUCCCGUCUAUUACGGGAAAGCUUCGACUCCCCAUACGGCUCAUGAUGUCUCGGAGGUCCAGUGGCAAGCUUCGUACAACACCCAGAACCCUUUCACCACAACCGUCGGACCUGGGUUUGUUAAUUCGACAUGCCAAUUCCCUCAAAUAACCACAGAAGGUUUGGUCGACUCGCACACGCACGGCGCAGACCUUCGUUCAGUCUACGCAUCUCGUCUUGGUCUCUCUUCCUCUAUUGACUAUACUACCGUUGGUAUUCGUGUUACCAACAACGUAAUCACGUCCCAAGUCGCUGGAGCUCUCGUCUCUGGCCUCUUCCCUUCCGUCGCAUCUUCUGGAACACCUGUUCAAGCUCUUAUCGAGUCGGACAAUUAUGAUGCUCUCGAACCGGCUUACUCGUGCCCCAACGCCGUCUCUAUCAUGUCGAACUACGAGUCAACGAUCGCGAGUUGGACGGGUCAUUUGACGGCGGCGGCGGGACUAUAUAAGAAGUUGGAUGCUGUGAGUGGGAUUGUGAGUAAUGACACGGCGGGAUGGCAUACCAGCUUCGACCACUACUACGACAAUAUGAGCGCAAAACAAUGCCAUUCCAAGUCUCUGCCCUGUUCCGUGAACGACACUUCCCUCUGUGUCACCCAAGACGAAGCCGACACCGUAUACAGGUUGGGUAACUGGGAGUGGUCGUUCUAUUACAGAGACGCACAGAACUCAACACUUUAUUCGGCAUUACAUUAUGGUGCUUGGAUCUUGGAAUUGAAGGCUCAUCUGGAGGCUAAGAUUGCCGGUGGGCAGUACUUCCAUAACGUGGGACAUGACGGGUCUAUUGGGCCUCUCCUUGGGUUCUUUCAGAUAUCAAAGAUGGUCUGGCCUGGAAUGGGCUCGGAAGUUGUGUUUGAACUCUACAACAAGAGGUCCUCAGCGGCCCAUAGCAGUAGCACUGACGGGUGGUACCUCCGCGUCCUGUGGGGUGGACAGCCCAUGGAGACAUCAACACCUCUGGGGACUUUGGAUAUGAUCCCAGUGCAGGAUGUGUUUGAUUAUAUUGAAAGCUGGAUUGGGACGGGAUCAGAGCUUUAUAAUGCUUGUAAUAAUUGA
This is a messenger RNA of Stereum hirsutum FP-91666 SS1, 1440 nucleotides long. Its product is annotated as phosphoglycerate mutase-like protein. The transcript is spliced from 10 exons. Gene Ontology annotation, biological process: dephosphorylation. The record is from RefSeq and is a predicted model, not a curated record. Lineage: Eukaryota; Fungi; Basidiomycota; Agaricomycetes; Russulales; Stereaceae. Bases 1 to 1440 code for a protein of 479 amino acids. Gene Ontology annotation, molecular function: phosphatase activity.